This is a messenger RNA of Corylus avellana, 1937 nucleotides long. It is a transcript of the gene SPPL4, whose product is annotated as SIGNAL PEPTIDE PEPTIDASE-LIKE 4. Gene Ontology annotation, biological process: membrane protein proteolysis. Lineage: Eukaryota; Viridiplantae; Streptophyta; Magnoliopsida; Fagales; Betulaceae. Gene Ontology annotation, cellular component: lumenal side of endoplasmic reticulum membrane; cytoplasmic side of endoplasmic reticulum membrane; Golgi-associated vesicle membrane. The record is from RefSeq and is a predicted model, not a curated record. Gene Ontology annotation, molecular function: aspartic endopeptidase activity, intramembrane cleaving.
AGAGAGGAAAGGAAAGCUUCCAUUCUGCGCGAUAUUUCUCAUCUCUUCACAUUUCCUCUUCUUCCGCAGCUUCUCUCUCUAUAUUUCUAUUAAAACCCUAACUUUCUUGUUCGAAACUGUGGAAGAGAAAAUCGAGAAUGGAUUUUCAGAGUGUUGUAUGUGUAGUGGGAGUUGUAUUGGUGUUGAGUGCGUCUCUGGGAUCAGCGGGAGACAUAGUUCACCACGAUGAGGACACUCCAGGGCGGCCUGGCUGCGACAACAACUUUGUGCUGGUAAAAGUCCCAACUUGGAUACACGGCGUAGAAGACAUAGAGUAUGUUGGCGUUGGUGCUCGAUUUGGCCCUACCUUGGAAUCAAAGGAAAGGCGUGCCAAUCAUACUAGAGUUGCUCUAGCCGAUCCUCCUGAUUGUUGUAGCACACCCAAAAAUAAUCUUGCUGGGGAGGUCAUAAUGGUGCACCGUGGAAACUGCAGUUUCACAGAUAAGGCAAAUUUUGCUGAACUCGCUAAUGCUUCAGCCAUCCUCAUAAUAAACAACCGUACUGAACUUUUCAAGAUGGUUUGUGAAGAAAGUGAAACCGAUCUACAAAUAAAUAUACCAGUGGUUAUGCUUCCACAAGAUGCUGGUGCAAAGUUGGAACAAUAUUUGCAGAACUCCACUGUGUCUGUGCAGCUAUACUCUCCACUGCGUCCACUGGUUGACAUUGCAGAGGUGUUUCUAUGGCUUAUGGCUGUUGGUACCAUCUUAUGUGCCUCGUACUGGUCUGCAUGGAGUGCUAGGGAAGCAGCUAUUGAGCAGGACAAGUUAUUAAAGGAUGGUUCAGAUGAAAUCCUAAGUUUGGAAGCUAUUGGUUCUAGUGGUUUUGUGGACAUCAAUAUAACAGCAGCAAUUCUCUUCGUUGUGAUUGCUUCAUGUUUCCUGGUUAUGCUUUACAAACUUAUGUCGACAUGGUUUAUUGAGCUUCUGGUGGUUCUGUUUUGCAUUGGUGGGAUGGAGGGCCUGCAGACCUGCUUGGUAGCUUUGUUAUCAUGUUUCAGAUGGUUUGAACAUUAUGGGCAGUUGUUUGUUAAAGUACCCUUCUUUGGAGCUGUGUCAUAUCUGACACUGGCUAUUUGCCCCUUCUGCAUGGCAUUUGCUGUUGUUUGGGCUGUCCACCGCAAGGACUCCUUUGCUUGGAUUGGUCAAGAUAUCCUUGGUAUCGUGCUAAUAAUCACCGUUCUUCAAAUUGUUCGUGUCCCAAAUCUCAAGGUUGGAACUGUUCUUCUCAGUUGUGCCUUCUUGUACGACAUCUUUUGGGUAUUUGUUUCUAAAUGGUGGUUCCAUGAGAGUGUGAUGAUAGUGGUGGCUCGUGGUGAUAAGAGUGGAGAGGAUGGUAUCCCAAUGCUACUAAAAAUCCCACGGAUGUUUGAUCCUUGGGGUGGCUACAGUAUUAUUGGAUUUGGUGACAUUAUCUUACCGGGACUGCUAGUAGCAUUUUCAUUAAGGUAUGAUUGGUUGGCAAAGAAGAAUCUUCGAGCAGGCUAUUUCAUCUGGGCAAUGACUGCUUAUGGUUUAGGUCUCCUCGUCACAUACGUGGCUUUGAACUUGAUGGAUGGACACGGGCAGCCGGCUUUGCUUUACAUUGUUCCAUUCACACUUGGAACUCUUUUGACAUUGGGAAAGAGGAGAGGUGAUCUCAAAAUUCUGUGGUCAAGAGGAGAACCGGAGAGGCCUUGCUCACACGUCCAACUCCAACCUUCACAAUAAUAGGAACCACGAACCACACUUACUAUAACUGUAUGACAGUUUUAGCUAUAAUUUGUAAACAAAGGAACUCGGGAACCCUACCUCUGUAAGUUAUAGGAUAGAAUGUAACAUUUUUAGUAUUAUUAUUAAAUAUUUAAAGAUCAACUCUUACCACAAACAUCUUAAAUCAAUAAUUCCACAUUGAUUUCAGCA